Molecule: messenger RNA, 1999 nt
Organism: Moneuplotes crassus
Lineage: Eukaryota; Ciliophora; Spirotrichea; Euplotida; Euplotidae
Source: the annotation of a GenBank genome assembly
UAUCUCUAGUUUUCAAAAUAUUGGUUUUAUUCAACAUUCCGAUCAUUUCAAAAAUUUGGUAACCCCAUAUAACCUUUAAAAGCUUAAUUUAAGGUUAACCAGGAUGCAAAGACGUGUUUUGUGAAGCAUAUGCAAGGUUUACAGACCUAACUCAAGCCUUGCCGAUCAUGGAGAUGAUAGCCAUUGAUGAAGCCAUUACAGUGUGAACUCUGUCUGAGGAAUCCCUAUCAACAGAAUUCCUACUGACCAAAUACAAGCCCAAAGGAAUAGUUUUACUGAUAACUGGAAGGAAAUUGUCAUGGAAGGGGAGCAGGACUUCAUUAAUGAAAUUGUAAUUUGAAUUAUCUGCAAAGAUAUCCCUCACCCAGAACGAGCAAUCAAGGUAAUGUGUUGUAGAAAGAUCUGGUGUCUUGAUUGAGUCCUUAUGGGUAUGAAGAGUGAUACUAAGUGAUCCCACUGAAGGAGGAAUAUCAAUAUUGGACUUUUUGAGAAAGUAUCAAUUUUUGAUGAAGCAACAGAUCAAUUGAUGAAAUACAGAAAAAGAAGAAAUGUAAAAUGUAAAGCCCAUAAAAGAGAUGCAGUGUUCUUUUGAAACGAUUGAGAUACCUUCAUAUGCCCAAAAGGAGCCAUCUCAACUCAUAAAGGCCAUGAACUAAUCGAGAAAGACCAAAAGCACAAAGAUCUUUGCAAAGAAAUCAAAGGAAAGUACAAAAGAUUGAAGGAAAGAAAUCUAUAUACUCAUAAUAUAAAGAAGGAUGUGAACGAAAAGUACAAGAGGGGCAGUGAGCUGCAGAAGCUACAAUUAGAGCCUUCUAUAUCCAUGAUUGCUAAAAGUUACUGCAAUUAUUAUCAAAACUCAUGGGGAUGGUUUGUAGGGUUUCAAUCCAAACUAGACGAGAUGAAAGAUUUUGAAGAGUCUUUAUUCAGCAAGAAUAUAAAGAAUUCAAAAGAGGACUCCUUACCCACUCUUAAUACUCUACUGGAAGCUCAGAAAAAAUUGCAUAAAUACGGAGAAUCCCAUGAACUUUAUUCAGCAAAACUGGAGAAGCUUAACAAAAGGUGCAAGUUUGAGAAUGAGAGGCAUAUUUUCCAGUUCAAAAUCAAAUAUAGUAAAGAUAGGAUCAAGUACAAGGUGACUUCAAAUGGGGUGGAGUGAAUAUUAUUAGUUGAACAUCAAUGAGCCACUAUCUGUAUCGCUAAUAUUAAAAGAGCUGUUAAGCGCAAAGCAGCUACAAAGCCUAAGAAAAAAGUAGAAAUCAAAAAUAGUGAGUCAGGAAAGAAGGAGCGAAAGAAAUGACAAAAAGAGAGAACUAAAAUGGAUCAAAAAGAAAGGGAGCAGUUUAAAGAGAAAGAAUCGAGAAGUAAGAAAAAGAUUUGAAAAUCAAGAAAGAUUAGCAAGUCGACUCAUGCACCCAAUAAGCCUUCAAAAACGUCGUCAAAGAAAUAUAUAGUACUUCAGGAAAAAGUGUGAAAAUUGUUUGACGAAGAAAAAGGAAUAACUGUUCAUAAAUUCAUUAGUAUUGUUGGAUCUUCUCCAAUAGAUUUCAAUUUGGAUCCCUUUAUUACUAAAGGUUCUACUAUUUGAAGCAUCAAAUUGAUAGCUUAUGAAUAUUCCUCAGACCUAGGUUCACAUCUGAUAAGCUCUUUGAAUACAACUUAUCAGGGUUACAAAGAGUGUUUGAAAACCACCAGUGAUACUCUGAAAAUGCUGAAUCAAGCUCAGAAAGAGUCUAUGUCUCAACCAAAACCUUCACUCCGGCUUAAAUCCUGCAAAAAGUAUAUAUCUUCCCGUAAAUCCAAAUCUAGGUGCAAAGUUAAACCUACUUCCAAGACUAAAUAUAAGCCUAAACAAAAGUCUAAGGCCAAGAAGAAAUCUAGUUCCAAAUCCAAGAUUGAUCAUGUUUGUGAGUCUGAAUGAGGAGAGGAAACAGCUGCCUCUCAACAAGGCUAAUACCAGUGCUCUUUUAAUUUGAAAUCAAUUUUAGCUAAAGUUCAACUG